Molecule: messenger RNA, 3477 nt
Organism: Brassica rapa (field mustard)
Lineage: Eukaryota; Viridiplantae; Streptophyta; Magnoliopsida; Brassicales; Brassicaceae
Product: auxin-responsive protein SAUR71
Biological process (GO): response to auxin
Source: RefSeq, a predicted model, not a curated record
AAUCUCAAAACCCAAAAACCAAAUAGUUAGAAGAAAAAAAACAAUCCAAGGAAUAUGAAAAGCGCGGUAAAAAAGCUACUAUGUUGCGGAGCUAAGAGCUUUUCCCACAGAGCGAGAUUACCAGAGGAAGGACGAGUCCGCGUAUAUGUCGGAAACGACAGAGAUACGCAAUGCAAGCUAGAGAUGGAUGCUGAUUUCCUGACCCACCCUUUGUUCCAGGAACUCCUCCGGUUUUCUGAAGAAGAGUUUGGUUACUCAUACGAUGGCGCUUUGAGGAUCGCCUGCGAGAUCAAUACGUUCAUCGACAUGAUCAAUUUCCUCAAGUCCACAACUCAUUUCACUUAUAAUAACAACACUGGUUUUUGAAGAUAAUAUUUUCUUCUACAUUAUUUUGGUUUCUUCAGCAGAGAAUUAAAGAGGUUAUAUUCUAAUAUUUUCUUUUAUUAUUUGGGAGUAAAUGCCAGUGAGAAAUGUAGGCAUGUGGAUUUCAUCUCGAUCUCAAUUAUUUUUCCUUCUUUUCUUGGGAAAUUGAUACACAUGAUUUAAUGUUGUAGAGCUAUUUUUUCGUGUCAAAGUUCUAUGAUGAACCCUUCUUUCCCAUCAAUGUACCUUUUUCACUCCAUGAUUCACGAUAUAUAUUCCAUUAUACAUGACUAUAUUCAUUUACCAAUCUACAUAUGUUGCAAAUACGCUUUUGCACUAUAUUCUAGGUAAUUGGCUUACUUAUUCUUAGGCUCCGAAUGGUAACUGCGGUUUGAGCGGUGCGGAACAAGCGGUUCAACUGCGGUGCGGAGCGGGGCGGUUGUAAACAUUUGAAGCCUUAGUUUCACCUAUGGUCCCCUAAAUUUCUUAUCAAUCUUAUAAUUUUUUAUCAACAUUCAUUCUCAAAUCGAAUAUGUUUUUUAUAACUUCCAACGUAAACAUUCUACAAAUAUGUCUUAAUCCUAAAACGGGAAAACCCGAACAAAACUCAGCUCAAGUAGAAACGAAAUUAUUUAAAACAUAUCUUUUUCAAAUAUUUGACACCACUCUAUAACUUCUACAUACGCAAUUCUUCGAGGUACCUGCAAUAAUGCCUAGUGAAGGAUGAAUAAGUUAUUUAACCUAGUGAAAAUAGGUUUUAGGAAUUCAUGAACUCAUCUAAAAUAACACAAUACAACAACUACAACUCAUAAGGUAAUAUUUAAACCAGUGAACAUUCUUGAAACAUCCAAGUUUUUGAUAAAUAUUAAAAGGCUCAAUAGAAUUGAUUUGACUAUCUAUGUCUUCAAAUUGCAUUUAUAUUUUUGGACACACAUAUAAAGAAAACUCUCGAGUUAAACAUACUUAAUCUGGAGUAGUCAAAUGAUAGAUGACCUAUUAGGAAGUUAUUCGUGAUAACAUGCGAGUGAGUUUAAAACACGGAAAAAUAUUAUAUGGUGAUUACAUAAUCAAUAACAAAUGUUUUAAGCCUCCGAAAAAUUAAUAUACCAACCGUCAAAAAAAUUGAAACCACGGGCCGAGUGAACGGGUGUGGAAAGUCCACUAUCUGUGGACAGCCGGGGCAUGGCAUUAUCACAAAAGAGGCUCAUAAUAUCUACAAGACUACAUACUUUCUAUUCUCAUCAUUGGUGCGCUAUAGCGCAUUCUGCACCUACAUCAAGUGCCCUUUAAGCAGAUGUGCCAGCUAUUGUCCGCCCUCAUAGCAUUAGGAUCCAAAUCAUCCCCUUACAACAAUCAAACAUUCUCUUGGAACUUUAUCACAUUUGCUAUAAUCGCUACAUAUGUGACAGUUCUAUUAACAAUACUACUCACCAGAAUCAUCAUUCAAUCAUCAAAGAAUAAUUGUAAGUUUAAGCAACCAGAAAAGUUCAGGACCCGAAGGUAAACCCCGUCUCUUUCAGAGGAGAUGCCAACCAUCUCUCAUGUCUAUAACAUAAGCGUCUAAAACCCUUGUUUUAUAGGCUUUAACCUAUUACAAUUAAGGAUAAUAUCUGCUACACCUAGUGACUAACAACUUGGAGAUAGAGGCUCUCAUUUGGGUAACAAAAUGUAUGAUGCAUCUAAGAUAGUUUACUGUUACAUUUGCAACAGAUUGUUCUCCGUUAGUGAAGAUGGUUUUGGAACCAGAAGAAUGACUAGUCUUUACAAGUUAUUUGGAAGACAUAAAGAUCUUAAAGAGAAGUUUCAACAGCUGAGAGCUCAUUCAUAUACCACAGACGCAAAAUUCAAGGGCAGACAGUCUCGCACGCAGUGCAAAAAAAACAACCGUCGUUUGUUGUCCAUAUGGAUGCGGAGCUACCAGUUUGGUUUGCAUAAUCUAUAUGAGUCUGUUUUAAGUUCUUGACAAAAAAAGAGUGACUCAUAACUACAAGGGACGAAGAGGGAAAGAGAAGAAUAACACACUUUCAAAAAUAAAUAAGAGAAACUUAUUAUUUUAGUUACAUUCCUUUCCAAAUAAAGUCAUUGAAGAUUGGAGAUGGAAAAAGAUAGAAGGCUGUGUCACCAAAUUAAAUUUAAAUGACAGCUAAUACAUGACUUAGUAGUUGUUGACAAAAAAAGCACUUAGUAGUUAAGUAAGAGGGUGUAUCAUGAGGCUCUCACAUGCCUUAGGACUUGGGGAUGAUUGUCCAAUGUCCAAAACCAACCAUCGUAGUUCACAUGUAGUCAACUGGCAUGUAUAAUAAAUUAUACUAGACCUUAAUCGCGCGUCCGCAAGGAUAUUGAUGUUUACGUUUCUAAUAAUAUGAUAUUUAUUUUUCAUGAUUAAUGUUAUAUAUUUUAGAUGUGUCACCAUAUAAAUAAUUGUAUUCAAAAGAUCUGGAUCAAAUCGGAUAAUAUAAUUGUUUUUGGUACAAAUAUUCCAAACCCGUUUCAGAUAUAUUAGUUAUUUGGAUGUUAAGGUUCCUAUACAUUAGAACCAAACCAUCUUAAACCAGAGGACCCAACUCAAAACUCAUACAUAAAUUUAUAAUAUCCAAGUGGGCUAAUUUCAAAACCCAAAAAAUAUACUCGAAAGAAACAAUCCGUACUUGAAUGGAUACCCGAAUGUCCAUGCCUAACUGAUUUUGUAAACAAAUAAAAAAAAAACUAUUUCUAUGUGUAUGGAUAAAUUAAAAGAAAUAGAAAGAGUUUUUUAUUUAGUAAAAUAGUUAUAUGGUGUGAAAAAUUCAGUGACAAUAUAUGGAAUAUGUUUUUUUAUUAUUUUGAUUUGAGUUAUUCUUUUGUUCACAUAAACUAUGUCAUUGAACUAUUUGUUUGGCUACAUAAUUUUUCACUGAUUGAAACUAAGAUAAAAAUAGUGAAACAUACUAAACGGAACUUCUAACCAUAUGCAAAACUCGGUUACUUUACAUUUUGAUUUUGAUACAAAGUUAAUUUUGAGUAACUAAUAAAUAAAAAUCUGCAAUAUUAUUAUCAUGAUAAUAUAAUUAAUGAUGUGAUGUAUUGUUAAAGUAAUAUAAUUAAUGAAAUUGUUAAAUUAAGUGAAAAAUGGAA